This is a messenger RNA of Hypoxylon fragiforme, 3389 nucleotides long. RefSeq names its product VID27-domain-containing protein. Lineage: Eukaryota; Fungi; Ascomycota; Sordariomycetes; Xylariales; Hypoxylaceae. The transcript is spliced from 2 exons. Gene Ontology annotation, cellular component: cytoplasm; nucleus. The coding region runs from base 545 to 3028 and encodes 827 amino acids. The record is from RefSeq and is a predicted model, not a curated record.
GGAACAUUGCCAUGUGAACUUAGGUGAUACCCAGGGUGAGUCAUCCGUAAAAUGUGGCGCUGGACCCCACUGCAGUGCCACUCCCCUCUAUGUGGCUGCACCAGUGACAAGACUCUGGACUGAGAUGAGCUGCUGCCCAUUGGCCCCACUUUAGGUUACCCAGACAGCCCAGGCACAAAAAAGGAAAGCAACACUUGAAUUGGAGGUCUUGUUAUGACGCAUGCUUUUUCUUUUUCUUUUUGCUCUUUCCUCUAUUCACCAAACAACAUUUAGACAUUUUGAACAUAAAAACAUCAUACAUCAUAAUCGAAAAUAACCAAUCCAACAAGCAACAUAAAUUUUGGUACUUGACUUUUAACCCUUAGCCUCCAACUUGUGACCAGAUCCUUGUUCUCUGCCUUUUUAGUCGCUAUCCCCCACCUUCCAUGAACUAUUUACCCAAUCUACUAUUUAUUUACACAUCUGAACCCUUGACCAACUUUUCUUCUUCCUCCCUGAAGUCUCCUUGGUGAUACCAACAAUCUGAAAUCUUCAUCUGGACAACAUGUUUGUCCUCAAAAAUGUGGGCAAACUAAUCUUUGGGAGCAGCAGCCAGGAAUCUAUGAUCGAGCUGCCCCAAGGCCAACUCUACCUUGUCCGACCCUUAUCACCCAAAGGGUAUUCUGAAUUGAUUUUCAAAGACUCUACCGCUCGCAUCCGUCGCACCGGCCAAGACUACCAAUACCAGCUCGUUAUCCAGAGAGUUUAUGAGGAAGGCGAGGCUGAGUUGCUAGAGGACUCGGAAGGUGAAGACGAAGACCUUAAUGCACUAGCUGCCGAGAAGGACGAGAAGACGUUCCUACUUGACGAAGCUCUUCAUUUCCGUGUUGAAAACAGAGAAAGCUCGCAAAAGGUGCUUGCUUGGAAAGAUUUGAGCGGCGACGUUGGCGACGUGUACGAGUUCGUCUGCGACCCUUCGAUCAAGUCUGCGCAAGUUGAGGCUUUUGAGCGCAUCGCGAGAGAGUGCCAAUACGAGCGCAAGUAUCGAAAGCCACACUCCACUGCCUCUGAAGCCGACCUUCAGCAGUUUGAUUUCGAAGAACAGCCUAUCCCACAGGCGAGCCCCAUUCACAGCCCAACUUUAGCACGCUCCAUCGAUUCAUCCGACGCCAUGUUCCAGUUAAAGAACGAGGCGAAUGCCGGUAUCAAGCGCGAUAGUACGCUAUCUGCGUCUUCAGUUCUCGCGGAACCGGAACCGGAGGCCUAUGAGGAUGAUGCCCAAAGUCAAGCCGAUACACGAUCGGGUAAGCAGGCUGGCCCCCCAAAGGCACCAGCCCAACCCGAGCCGCUGGAGGUAUUUGCAAUGGAAAUUGGUGAACUCCACUUCUUUGAUUUUCCUUCAGGGGCCUUCGUUCUCCAAGAUACAGCGGUUACUGCUCAGGUAUCAGAUAUUGGCAACUGGAACUACUGGUUGCAUAUCGCCAGCAACGACCGCCAGUGGCUUGGCAUUCCCGUAGUUGCGGACAUCAACCCUGUCUUCAACUUCGAAUUCCUCUCCUUCAUCUUUAACCAAUUCACCGAGGACGGUUCUGCGUACUCGUGGUUGUUGAGAUUUAAAGACAAUAAGACGCUCGAAAGAUUUCAGGAUGGUUUGAUGAGGGCACUAUGGGAACAGCUGAAUGAAGUGAAGUGGAAUAAGAUCAAAGAGCAAGAGCGUCAAUACGUCAUGGAUGCAUUUGAGGAUCUAAACAUGAAGGAUGCUCCAAUCGAGGAGGAGGAAGAGGAGGAGCCGGAAGUUGAAGAAGCUGAGGAUGAUGCGCCGCAAAGCGAGCAUUAUGACAGCGACGAAGAGGAAGAAGACGUUGAAACAGGACCUAAGGACACUUAUACUAACUCUGCUCUUGCUGUUGGAUACAAACACGACCGCUCGUUCGUCGUUCGAGGCCCCAAGAUCGGCGUGUUUAAACAUACACCUAAGAAUCACCUGGAAUUCACGACCAAUAUUUCCAAGGUUGAGACUCCCAAGGGCGCUUCUUUCGUCCCCAAGAAGGUCAUGCUCCACAACGAAGAUCGUAAUCUAAUCUUACAGAACGAUACAGACCCCAACAAGUUGUAUCGUAUGGAUCUCGAGUACGGAAAGGUUGUCGACGAGUGGAAUGUUCAUGACGACAUCCCGGUUGUGACUUUUGCGCCGGAAAACAAAUUUGCGCAGAUGACCCAUGAACCAACCUUCCUAGGUAUCUCUCGUAAUGCUCUAUUCCGUGUCGACCCUCGUCUAUCAGGCACCAAGCUUGUCGACUCCCAGCUCAAGCAAUACGUGUCAAAGAACGACUUCUCUUCCAUAUCUACGACAGAAAAGGGAUAUGUAGCCGUCGCCUCGAAUAAGGGUGAUAUUCGUCUUUUCGAUCGUUUGGGCAUUAAUGCAAAGACUGUUAUUCCAGCACUUGGAGAGCCUAUUAUUGGUCUUGAUGUGUCUGCAGACGGACGCUGGGUACUAGGAACCUGCCGUACAUACCUGCUUCUCAUUGAUGCACUCCAGAAGGAUGGCAAAAACAGUGGCAAGCUAGGUUUCGAGAAGCCGUUCGCUGCGGAUUCGAAACCUCAACCUCGCCGUCUCGCCUUAACCCCUGAGCAUAUCGCCCAAUUCCAUCAUGAAACUGGUAAGGGUGUGUCGUUUACACCUGCACGAUUCAAUACUAGCAAGACAAACGAGGAGUCGUCCAUCAUCACUGCUACAGGCCCGUACAUCAUCGAUUGGAACCUUGAUAAGGUCCUUCGUGGUUCCAAGGCCCCGUAUAUCAUCAAACGCUACGAGGACAACGUCAAAGCAGACGACUUCAAGUUUGGCACUGACCAGAAUGUCAUUGUCACCCUACCUAACUGGGUGAACAUGGUCGGAAAGCAGUCUCUCAAGCGGCCCACGAGAGAAAGCAUCGCGGGAGACUUUCAACGGUUGGGUACACCAAGACGAAGCUCGGCACGAAUUGGCACACGAGAGAGUGGAAGGUACAAGCUCGGCAAGGAAGACGUAGUCAACUCACCCUUUUAGUCAAAUAUUCUACGAAUGCGUCGACUUGAUAUCGAGCUAUCGCGAAUGGCUAUGCGAGUUACCUUUAUGCCCUCUUUUUCUUUAAUUUUCUUUGUUGCGAUGAGGUCACAGCUUGUCGUGUUGUAAGCCAGCUUGCGCUCUUCUUACGAUACAUACCCCCCAGGCGUUCAAGGCAAGGCAAGGAGAGGUGUUGAUUCAUUCACACGGAGCCAGCCAUUUAGGCUUAGGAUGAGAUACCUGGGUCGUUUUUUCACAUGAUAUUCAUGAUUUCACCUACUAAGUAGUCUAACCUAGAUAGGUACUAGAUAGUUAGAUAGGAACUUAUUCAAUCCUCAGCUUAUUGCUGCUUAACAGUCCAUGA